Xiphophorus maculatus (southern platyfish) is the source of this 5347-nucleotide messenger RNA. It is a transcript of the gene kaznb, whose product is annotated as kazrin-like. Gene Ontology annotation, molecular function: protein binding. NCBI's taxonomy places the organism in Eukaryota, Metazoa, Chordata, Actinopteri, Cyprinodontiformes, Poeciliidae. The transcript is spliced from 18 exons. The record is from RefSeq and is a predicted model, not a curated record. Bases 89 to 2641 code for a protein of 850 amino acids.
UCACUCCCCAUCCGCAGCAGCAGGACAUCUCCACAGGAGUGCGGUUGUCACCAGACAUCACACAGCAGCGCAAGCAAGUGGGACUGCCAUGGAGGACACCCUCACCUGCAGCCAUGCCACCUUCUCCCAGGUGUUUGGACGCCAGGGGCAGCUCAUGCAAGCCACUGUCCAGUCUCUCAACAGCCUGAACGACCAGAUCGCUCAGUUCAUGGUGACCCGACCCUGCAGUCUGGUUGAUGAGGAGGAGGCCUUCAUCCCUGGAGAGAGGGACACCCUCAGGAAGUCCAUGACCCUGAUGAGACACCUGCUAAUGGAUGCUCAGGGGAAAAUCCUUAAAAUGAUGGAAGACAACAAGCAGCUGGCACAGAGGAUCGAUGGGGCCAUCCAGUCAGCGAGUCAGGAAGUGACCAACCUCCGAUCCGAGCUCUCCGCGACCAGCCGCAAACUGGCAGAGCUGGGCGCCAGCAGCCCCCUGGCGCUGGAGAACCACCUCCAGCACAACCACCACGAUGACAGCCUCCGCUACAGGGAUCCGUCGGUGCAUCACAGGCAGAAGACGGUGGUGACGGACAUGUGCUACCCGACAGAGAUAUCCAGCCUGAUGGACUUUGGCACUGCAGACUGCUCGCUAGGCAAAGCGCUGCUGCGAGAGGAGGUGGUCCAGCUUCAGGAGGAGGUCCACCUGCUGAGGCAAAUGAAGGACAUGUUGAGCAAAGACCUGGAGGAGACGCAGGGCGGCUGCUCCGCCAACCUGCUGUCUGCCACCGAGCUCCGAGCCCAGCUUGGUGACAAGGAGCAGGAGCUGGACCGCGCCAAGGAGGCCUUACAAGCCAUGAAAGCGGACAGGAAGCGGCUAAAAGUGGAAAAAUCAGAGCUGGCGAAUCAGAUGCAGCAGCUGUACACGACACUGGAGAGCAGAGAGGAGCAGCUGAGGGAGUUCAUACGAAACUACGACCAGCACAGAAAGGAGAGCGAGGAUGCGGUGAAAGUCCUGGCGAAGGAGAAGGAUGUUCUGGAGCGGGAGAAAUGGGACCUGAGGAGGCAAACCAAAGAAUCCACGGAGCAGGCCAACAUGCUGCGCUCUCAGAUAGACAUGAAGGAGAACAGGAUUAAGGAGCUGGAGGCCGAGCUCACCAUGGCCAAGCAGUCUCUGGCCACGCUGACGAAGGACGUCCCCAAGCGUCACUCGCUGGUGGUGCAGCCGGAGCCGCUGGUGAACGGCAGUCAGGAGUGGGUGAUGCAGGCCGACCUGCCGCUCACCGCCGCCAUCCGUCAGAGCCAGCAGACGCUCUACCACGGACACAACGCUGACCGGCAGGCUGUGGUCAGGAUCAGCCCCUGCCACACUCGCCAGCCGUCUGUGAUCUCCGACGCCUCAGCAGCUGACGGGGACCGCUCGUCCACGCCCAGCGACAUCAACUCGCCUCGUCAUCGGACGCACUCCCUCUGUAACUCCAUGGAAGACCUAGAAGACCAGAAGCGUAAGAAGAAGAAGGACAAGAUGACUCUGGGAUCUCUGUCACGGGUUUUCACCCGAGGAAAGCAGCGCAAGUCACUGGACCCCGGCUUGUUUGAUGACUCUGACACACAGCACAGCCUGUCGGACGGGGAGGAGCAGCUGGACCGCCUCCAGCAGGCGGAGCUCAGCCGCACCACCUGCAUGUCCCACUGGAGGGCGGGGGCCGUCCAGGCCUGGAUGGAGGUGGUCAUGGGGAUGCCCAUGUACAUCCGAGCCUGCUCAGAAAAUGUCAAAAGUGGAAAGGUGCUGCUGAGCCUGACGGAUGAGGAUUUAGAGCUGGGUCUGGGUAUCGGUAAUCAAAUUCACCGCAGGAAAGUUAGGCUGGCCAUUGAGGAUUACAGGAGAGCCGAGGGGGAGCAGGGACUUUCUAAAGCAUCAGAGCUGGACCAUCAUUGGGUCUCGACGUCGUGGCUGAGUGACGUCGGUCUGCCUCAGUACUCCCAAACCUUCCAGACCAACUUAGUGGACGGUCGGGUCCUGAACUCGCUCAGCCGCAGAGACCUGGAGAGAUUCCUGAACAUUGGCGACCAUUUCCACCAGACCAGUCUGCUUCUGGCUAUCCAGCUCCUGCAGAUGCUCAGCUUCGACAAAGAGGCCCUGCAAUUACGGCGCUUAAAAUGUGAGCAUGAAAACCGGGACCCGCUCGUCUGGACGUGUCACAGAGUGAUGAAGUGGAUCAAGGACAUAGACCUCAAGGAGUUUGCAGAAAACCUUCAGGGAAAAGGCAUUCAUGGUGCAGUAAUCGCCCUGGACCAGUCCUUCGACACAGAGGCCUUGGCCAAUGCUCUGGGAAUCCCCAGCAACAAACACAUGCUGCACAGACACCUGUAUGAAGAAAUGAAGUCACUCUCCGCCCCUCUCAGCAACACAGAGCAGGGCUCUGAGGUUAUCAGCUCUUCUUCACCUGUGGUUGUUAACCGCUUUGCUGAUGAAAGGUCGUCCAUCAGGAGAUUAGGAAAGAGUCCGCUGAGGUUACGCGCAGAAAGUCACUCCGUGGAGCGCGGCCUUGGUUUCCAUGGCAACUGCGGCUCUCUGCCCAGAGAGGCCAGAGUUCACGCUGUUCCCCGCGCCAAAGGAAGCCCCAUGCACACCUUCAAGAGCGUCGAAAUCACCAACGUGUGAAGGAGCCGUGGAGAUGUUCUCUGUUUACACUGUCAGCUCUACAGCGUUGGAGCUUUUUUAAAGGUUUAGCCAACGCUACUCUGUAGAUCAGAUCCACUUCUGGAGACGGGAAUAAUGCACCUCAAUGACCUGAUGUAGCUGUUGUACAUUAAUGAAUUGUCUAAAGUCAUUUUUGUUUUUUAAGUUAUAGUUUUUUGAUUGAGGUUUAUAUGUAAUUAAUAAAAACAAGCAGAGAACAAAAAAUAAAACUCAAAACUGCACUCAGUGCCCCUGUGAUGCCUUAUGUAAAAAGUCUCAUGAUCUCAGUGCUUCUGUCUACUUCUUUAUGUGAACUGAGGUAUGUUGUUUUGUUCACAUAAAACUUGUACAUGUUUUUACAUUUAUAGAUCAGAACAAAAUGUUAAGGACUUUUGCACUGGGUUGAUUAUACUGUUUAAAAGUCUGUUUAUUUCUCUUAUGGUGCCACGUUUGCUAGAAAAAUUAAUUUGUGGAUUGAGCAGCGGAGUUGAGUAUGAAGACCCCUGAAAACUUGCCAUAUCCUCCCUCACAAUGCCAAUCCUAUUUAUUGCAUAUGAUCAUUGAAGUUUGGGAAAACCAUGAAACAUGCCAAAUUAAUAGCUUAUUCUUACACUGCAGUGGGAUGCCUUCCUAUUCUUCAACAAGGAUUUGUUUUGGGCAUGAACCCAAAUCAAACCCAAUUCAGUUCAGUUUAUUUACAGCAUGUAGCAGAAAGUCACAAAAAGAGAGUUCAGUCUAAUCAUACAGAGAGAUUCCAAUUGAUCCUAGUUACCAAACAAUACAUUAAUUUCAGUUCAUUAUUCAAAUUAGUUUUAAAGGUUUCUGUCUAAGGAAACCAAGUUGAAUAUAUUGAGUCACUGACUUGCACCAUUCACUCCUCUUAGACCAACAUGUAGCGACAGUAGACAGUCAUUCACAUUGUGUCGCAAUCUCUCAUGCCGAGCAUGCAUGUAGCGACAGUGGAGAGAAAAAACUCCCCUUUAACCACCAUGACUGACUGGCUUGUGUGAAAAUACAGAGCAUACACACAAAAAAGAUACAAGCACUGAUUGAGGAGUACUUUCUACAUCUGAGAAAAGUAAAAAGUUAAAGGAAGUAGUAGCUUUUUAGUGGCUUCAUCUGGGAGGAAAACAAGUCCCAACACAUAAGAUCUGAGUCGGUUUUAAUUUAAUUUAAAAGCUAAAGCUCACUCAAUAGCAUUGUCUAGGAGAGAGACAGAGUUAAACACUGAAAGACGGGCAGGUUUAUCAUCUAUAGAGAAUGUUUAAGUGUUGGCAGCAAUAUCUCAGCCAAAUAGAGCGCCAGACCAGGUGUAGCGUCUAUGAAAAGUGAAAAACUGAGAGAAAACAUGAAGCUAAAAGCUGAAUUAAUGGCAAAUAGUGUAAAAUUGGAGAGUAGUAGGAGAAUGUAGCAGCUAGAAUAAUGAAAUGUAGUAAUUACUGCAUGUCUUCCAGCAGCCUAACCCUAUAGUAUCAUACCUAGAGAGAUAGUUUGGGGAAACCUAAGUUGCUCUAAAUAUAAGCUUUAUCAAAAAGGAAUGUUUUACACUUGGAAAAUUAAGCCUUUAAACAAACAAUCUGUCUACUUUUAAGUAGAUAUAGAGACUAAACUAGAGACUAGCCUGAUAACUAAAAGAUCUGGCUCCCAUUUCACUGCACUGAAUAACCUGAAGUUCUCCAUGGAGUAGAAGUUUAAAAUGCAGGCUGUUUCAUACUCUCCUCUGACAAAUUUUGGAAGUAGAGUCCAAAAACCUGGCUCUGUUGGGGUGAGCAUUAGACUUCACUUCCUUGGAGAGGAGAUUCACCGGGCAAUUGAUGACAAACAUUGUUUUUUAAUUGAGGGAGGUCAUCAUACUGCUUCUGAUUGAACCGUCAUACUUUAAACCAACAAAUGUAGAACAUGAGAGAAAAAAAGUCUUAGCAUGUAAUGUAGGCUGUAUUUACACUGCAGCCUGAAGUGACACAAUUCCCUUUUCUCUUCUUUUUUUUGCUUUAAUGUGACCUGUAUCUGAUAUUAUAAUGACUGUCUUAACAACACAGAUCGGGUUUUUUUAAUACUUCUCAGGCCACUUGGAUUUCCGAUUAUCUUUUUAAAUGUGACCUGAAUCUGAACGUCAUCCGCAAACGUCACUAUUCUGCGACAUGAUACGCGCCAGAAGGGAGAAAAAAACAACAACUUUGGCUUUGGCAGACAAUAAUGAGGAUUAAGUUGUUAACAUGAUGGCUCCGGUCGGUUUCAGAUGUAAGGUUCAAGAUUUUAACAACUUUAAAAUCGUAAGUUAUGCUCCACCGUUAGCGUACACGUUUACUUCCGCAAACACUGAGCACGCUAUGUGUGACGUCAUUGGGCCCUCUGCUGCGCAAGCGGCGCACUUUCAUUUGCAGUUCACAUCAUGUGACCUGAAUGUCAUUGAUACUCGAUUGAUAGGAACAAAACAACAACCAUGGCGGACGAGGAUUAAUGAGGAUUAAGUUGUGAAUGUGCUGGUUCCGAUCGGACAACUUUAAUAUGUAAACUAUGCUCCACCAUCAGCAUCCAUGUUGCAUCUGUGUGUGAUGUUAUUGCGCCCCCUACUGCGCAUCCGGGGCACUUUUAGGUCGUUUGCAGUUGAGAUCUGAGAUCACGUACAGGUCGUAUAUAUUUGAAGUGUGAACGACCACCGCACCAAAAAAGCAAAAAAAAAAAAAA